This is a messenger RNA of Puntigrus tetrazona (Sumatra barb), 2647 nucleotides long. RefSeq names its product ras-associated and pleckstrin homology domains-containing protein 1-like. The record is from RefSeq and is a predicted model, not a curated record. NCBI's taxonomy places the organism in Eukaryota, Metazoa, Chordata, Actinopteri, Cypriniformes, Cyprinidae.
AUUUCCACCCCAAACAGCACCAAAACCUUCAUAUGGCAUUCUUCCAGUAUCCCCAGUAGCUCCAGCACCUCAAGCUCCAGCACCACCACCACCACCCCCACCACCACCCCUCCUCCUCCACCACCUCCAGCCCCAUUGAAGAACCAACCCCCACCUACGCUUCCCAAGCAGCACAGCAUCUCCAAGACACUACCCUUCUCCAACCAAACUUCAUCAGUGCCAUCUCUAGUUAAGCAGCUUGCUAGCCAGUUUCCUGUUGCGUCUCCCGCAAUAACCAAUCAAACAGAAUCUCAAAGUCACAAAGCUUCCCAGUCCCUGCCUGCAGUGAAGGCUAAACCAAAAUGGCAGCCUGUAGGUCAAGGUCAGCAGCAACAGAGGUCACCUGAAUUUCCACCACCUCCUCCAGAGAGUACCCUUGCCUUUCCUUCACCACCACCUCCGCCGCCACCACCACCUCCUCCAGGUCCUACCCCUCCACCUCCUCCUCCUCUUCCAAUGUCAGGCUCCCCUAUUGGGAAAUCCCCUUCUGGCUCAUCUGCAGGUGUCAAGAAACCUCCACCGACACCUCAGCGCAACUCUAGUGCAAAGUUCAAUGACUCUGUGGAUUACCAGGAGUCUCGCAGGAACUUGGUGAGCAAGUUUAACCCUAGUUCAUCGUUGACAUCAAGCUCCAGUAGCUCACCCUCCAAAGAGCUUUCUACAGGUCCUCGGGCACCCCCCAAACCAGGGAAGCUUAAUCUGGCAAAUCUUCCUAUGGCUUUGCAGAACAAAAUGAAUCAGAACCGCCAAUCCACUGCAGACUUCCCAUCCCCUCCACCCCCAGAAAAUGACAUCUUCCCACCCCCACUGGAGUCUGACCUCCCCCCACCACCGCCCCUUCCAGGUGAUCCAAAUGGUUUGUCUCCAAAAGUGGCUGUGGUCAAUCCUCAGCCCCAGCCUGCUUGGGGCAGGAGUUCCCUGAAAAAGACUCCAGCAUCAAUUCGCUGCAACAACACUAUUAGAGAGCCUCCACCGCUCUCACCACCUUCUAUACAAGGGGGCCCUAAUCCCCCUUCUUCUCCUAAGGGCACCACGCAGCCAAACUUCUUGGAGGACCUUAGCAAGACACUGAAACGCAAGUCCUCAAGAGUCUCUGGAGACAAAGUGGACCCUGUGGCCACCAUGGAUGACAUGGCUUUGCCACCACCUCCACCUGAGCUUCUGAAUGAUCAACAGAGACUCAGUGGUAGUGGCUUCAUGUCCGGGAAUAUCUCAGGCUAUGCAACACUACGGCGAGGGCCUCCUCCCGCACCACCCAAGCGGGACCACAGCACCAAACUCACAAACUGAGAAAACUGCAACUUCUCCUGGACAAAAUUGCUUGCUAUUUACAUGUUUGUCUCAUAGAAGCCAUCGUUUUGUUGAUAUGCUUAGCUUUUUCUGUACAAAACCGCUCAAGAAAUUUCAGCUUUACUGUGACUUUGUGACAGUGCAUCAGUUCCAGUUCCAAACAACUGAGUGAUUUCACUUCAACACCUUGGUACUGCAUGGAAGACAAAACUACGUUAAACUAUUAAUCUCAUUGAAUUUUUGGGAAGACGAACAUUUCGAACUUUGGGGUUGGGUGGGAUUUUUAAUUUUGAUUUUAUAUUGUUUUUAUAUUAUUGAUUAUUUAAUAAUCCGAAGAGAUUUUGUUAUUUCAGACCGAAGUUUUUUAAAUGGUUGGAUGGUUAUUGUUGUUUGAGGAGUUUUAGAUGGGUAGGUUGAAUUAGUGUAUUUGGCUGGUAUAUUAGUUUGGCACAACUUUAACCAUGUGUGGCAGAUCCAGUGCUCAAUGGAUGCAUCUAGAAUGGAUCUUGAUCACUAUUGUUCUUUGAGCCGCUAAGUGCGUUUUAGUUGUAUUUGUCAAAACUCUAAAAUGAAGGACUUGUUGUUCAGGGAGUUGCCCCAAUGUCUAGUUCUGUGAGACUGUGGAAUGUUUGCUCUUUUUUUGAUUAGACCUGUUUAAAUUGUAGAUAUUCUCAAUAGAUCUUUGUCUAGGUAAAACAAAUGACUGCCUUGCUGUUCCUUGUUGGUCCUUACUUCCUCUGGUGAACAUUCAAGCUGACUUUUACAAAUUCUUCACCUAUGAAGAGAUGGACUUAAGUCAUGUGACUGAAUGACACAAUCAUUAUUCACAUAGAUUUAUCUUAUAUCCUGUAUUAUAAUCUGUAUUAUUGGCUCAUGAAUACAGCCAUGCCUUAAGAUUCUAGAACAUGUGUAUCAGACAACUGAUCAAAAUAUUCUCAUGUUAUAAAAAGAGGAAGUUCAAUUUCCCUGUAGGUUUUACUUUUGCUAAAGGAUUCUGGCUUAUUCUCUCUGUUCAGACAUGACAUGCAACUUCAGAAUCUUACAGUGAGCACCUAUAAUGGCUCUUUGAGAGCCACUUGGCAUAUGUACAAACAGUUAUGCAUAUUACAGCAUAUCAAGUACACGUUUCAUUUUAAAGAAUUUGUUUAUUGAAUGUAUUUACAAUAUCAAGAGACUUUUCAGGUUGUUGGGAAGUGACUAACUGAAGUUAAUAUUAAAUUAUUAAAGUAUCCGGUCAUGAAAGGUCAAUGAACAUCAUGCUCUGCAUAUCCCUCUGCAAAAUGUGUAAUUUAAAAUGAAAUUAUACAUGUUGAUAUCA